AUGCCUUAUUGUUUGCCUCGUAUUUCUGCCGACAAGGACACCUCGCUCGUCAUUGAAUUAGUCAACGCUAGGAUAAGAUUCUCAUAUAAAGAAGGCGAUGAAUCGAUGCAGAUUGACUCGCCUGAAGAACGAACACGUCUUCAGAUGUUACUGGUGGAUAACACAACCGCCAUCUCUGACAUUGACAUACAGCCUGAACUGGGGAGUGUCAUCACAAUU
Cooperia oncophora is the source of this 219-nucleotide messenger RNA. Lineage: Eukaryota; Metazoa; Nematoda; Chromadorea; Rhabditida; Trichostrongylidae. The record is from the annotation of a GenBank genome assembly.